Fusarium fujikuroi IMI 58289 is the source of this 1902-nucleotide messenger RNA. RefSeq lists its product as uncharacterized. The transcript has a single exon. Bases 1 to 1902 code for a protein of 633 amino acids. Gene Ontology annotation, molecular function: protein binding. NCBI's taxonomy places the organism in Eukaryota, Fungi, Ascomycota, Sordariomycetes, Hypocreales, Nectriaceae. The record is from RefSeq and is a predicted model, not a curated record.
AUGGAAAAUCUUGACCAGGACAUCUUAGAAGCCACCAAGAACAUGCCGACAGAGCCAGAGAAAAACGACGCUGGAAAAGAGUCCCUUGAAAAGCUAGCAGACUUACUAAUCACUCGGUAUCAGCAAACUGGAAACACGGAUGACCUUCGGAAAUCGUUACGCCAUAAGAUGCUGCUAUUUCGCUCCUUGCAUAUUCCCAAUGAAGCAUCUCUCUGGUACGUGGUCAUUAUAGAUGAAUCCAUAGGUUCAGAUGUCCCAUGUCGUUACGAAGAGACGAACGACCCUGAGGACCUCAGAGCAGCCAUCACUAUCUGCUGGCAAGUUUUCUUUGAAGAGCCCAGCAAUGCCGAACAUGAAGCACUACGAGUGAGGCUACCGUUCAUACUGCGUACCAUAACACUACACUUAUAUGAGAAAUCGGGAAACUUGGGCGAUAUAGAAAUGGCAGCGUCAUACUCAAGACAGGUUUUGCCUUUUGUUCCAAAUGAUAUCGAGGACCGAGCCAACCCUCUCGAUGAGUUCGCCAGGACCCUAUUCAAGAAAUACCAAGUGCAAGAGAAUCCAGAUAUUCUCACAGUUGGAAUACCAUUAUCAAAGGACGCCAUUUCCGCCACUCCUGAAGGUCAUCCCGAGUUACCAGCUAGAGUAGCAAACCUCGGGGCCUGGCUUUUACGACGCUAUGAAAGAAACGGAGAUACGAAUGAUCUUCAAGAAGCAAUCGAAAAGACAGAGCUCGCCAGUAGUCUGUUGGACAAGGAGAAUUUUAAUCAACUGAGAUUCCUAACCAACCUUGGGAUCAUGCUAUUUCGACAGUUGGAGCUCACCUGGGAUGAGAAUGAUCCUGAACAGGCUGAGAUUAUGGCAUCUCGCGCCUACAUCGGUAGAAGUUUGCAUGUAAACAGCAUUGCACAUCCAUUACUUGGAAUUGAGGCAGCGAGAGAUGCUAUCCGUAUCUUCAAGUUUCACGGAAGGCUAGAAGAAGCAAAUUCCCUUACUCAAAAGGCAUUUCAGUUACUACCAAUGGCCUGUCAUCCAAAUAUCGCACGCCAGGAUCAGCAGCACGCCAUCCAACAAAUGUCGAGGUUCGCAGCCGAAGCGUGCUCUCUAUCGCUUCUUGUUGGAAAAACGCAGGAAGCGCUUCUGAGUAUUGAAUUCAGCUGUGAAAUCAUCCUAUACCAUUUGAUUAAGUAUCGAAACAAACUACCUCUUCUAGAACAACAGAGUAAGAGGUCGGCAGAACGUUUUGACCAGUUACGAUCUGCAGCCGCCCAACCCGUGGAUACCGUGAACCAAGUCACUAUACAAGAUCGGAUUGUGCCAGAAGCUCAGGACUUUGCCCACGACUAUGAAUUUGAACUCGCGCUGAUUAGAAACCUACCAAACUUUCAAAACUUUCUUACAUUGCCAAACCUACACGACUUAGUCAAGGGAGUCACUGAUGGGUCAAUCGUGAUAGUAAAUAUCACUCCCCUCAGCAGUGAUGCGAUCAUUAUCCUACAGUCUGGAAAAGGAAUCAGGUCCCUCAACUUACCAAAGGCAACAUGCGUUGGGAACCUAUUUCUUGACAAAUAUUCGAAAGCUUUCGGUCAUAUAAGAAAGUCUCAGGUUUUAGAGGAACAGCACAUAGAGAGCGACAAAGAUCUGUAUGACGAACAGUUUCUGAGUUGGCUCUGGACGGCGUGUGUCGACCCGAUCGUCAAGGAGAUCGCAGAGUCACAGUCAUCAUCGUUAGCCCCUCGAGUUUGGUGGAUCGGGACGGGUAUCGCCAGCGGAUUUCCGUUCCACGCAGCAGGAAAGUCAGAGGGUAGCACUCUGGAUAAUGUGAUCUCAUCUUACAUUGUAUCUAUCACGUCCUUGAUCGAACCAAAAGGCAGCAUGACAUGCAGUGACAAAACUUAUUAA